AUGUCAGAUAUUCCAACAUUCCGGAAUCUUUCCCUGGAGAGACAUGGGAAUGUUUUCGUUCUUACAAUGGAGAAGCCUCCUGAGAAUCGGCUUAACUCCUGGUAUUGCCAGGAAAUGAUUCGGGCCUAUCGGACAGUGGAGAAGCUGCUAGGGCCUGACUCUGAAGGAGCUGUGGUUACUCGUGGAAGCAAUGCUAAGUUCUGGUGUACUGGACUGGAACUAGACGAAUCAGACAACAAUCCAUUCGCGAAUACAGAUGGGUUCUAUCCGCUCAUUCAUACAAUUUUGGACUUUCCAUUCCCAACUAUUGCUUUGAUGACCGGGCACACAUUUGGUGGAGCCUGCCCACUUGCAUUGGCGCAUGACUAUCGCAUAAUGAACUCUCGCCGAGGCUUUAUCUCGAUGCCACCCGUUAAUCUGGGACUGCAUUUUGAUGGAAUUGGGUCCCUUCCUCGCCUCAAGUUGCGGCCCCAGGUAGCGCGGAAGAUGCUCCUAGAAGCGCACAAAUGGACAGGAAAAGAGGCUUUGGAAGACGGCAUUGUGGACGUUGUUGCCGAACCUGAGAAUAUGCUGGAUGCUGCGCUUGAAAUGGGAGCAAAGUGGGCACCGAAGGCAAAGAUGGGUGUCUACGCGCUGCUUCGUCAGGAGCUUUGGGGCGAAGCUAUCAAGAAAUUUCAGCGCAUAAGUUAUGUUCAUAGUCGUGUGACAUCUGCACCUGCCAAGGCAAAGAUCUAA
Penicillium argentinense is the source of this 735-nucleotide messenger RNA. Its product is annotated as enoyl-CoA hydratase/isomerase family protein. Bases 1 to 735 code for a protein of 244 amino acids. The transcript is spliced from 4 exons. Gene Ontology annotation, molecular function: enoyl-CoA hydratase activity; delta(3)-delta(2)-enoyl-CoA isomerase activity. Lineage: Eukaryota; Fungi; Ascomycota; Eurotiomycetes; Eurotiales; Aspergillaceae. Gene Ontology annotation, cellular component: peroxisome. Gene Ontology annotation, biological process: fatty acid beta-oxidation. The record is from RefSeq and is a predicted model, not a curated record.